GUAAAUAACUUUUCCGGCUUAAAUUAGGUCAACUUUAUAAACUUCAAUGAAAACAAUGUUUUUGCAUAACAGGAAUUUAUGCAAACUGGCACACAAUGCCGCGAGUUUCGCCACAAGUGCUACCCGCGGACUCAGCCAAAAACCAAAAACGGCAAUACUUAUGCUGAACAUGGGUGGACCUACCCAUACGGAUCAGGUGCAUGACUAUCUAUUGCGCAUAAUGACUGAUCGGGAUAUGAUACAGCUGCCCGUGCAGAGCAGGCUGGGCCCAUGGAUUGCCCAGCGGCGUACGCCGGAGGUGCAAAAGAAGUACAAAGAAAUUGGCGGUGGCUCACCUAUACUGAAGUGGACAGAGCUGCAGGGUGAGCUGAUGUGCGAGCAGCUGGAUAAGCUAUCCCCAGAGACAGCGCCGCACAGGCACUACGUGGGGUUCCGCUAUGUGAAUCCAUUGACAGAGAAUACGCUGGCGCAAAUCGAAAGUGACAAGCCGGAGCGCAUAGUGUUGUUCUCACAGUACCCGCAAUAUAGCUGCGCCACAUCCGGCUCCAGCUUCAAUUCCAUCUUUAGUCAUUAUCGUGAAAAUAAUCUGCCCGCCAAUAUCAAGUGGAGCAUCAUAGAUCGUUGGGGCACACAUCCGCUGCUCAUCAAGACUUUUGCCCAGCGCAUACGCGAGGAGCUGGCCAAGUUUGUGGAGACCAAACGUAACGAUGUAGUCAUUCUCUUCACUGCACACUCGUUGCCUUUGAAGGCGGUUAAUAGAGGCGAUGCAUAUCCUUCGGAAAUCGGUGCUAGUGUGCAUAUGGUUAUGCAGGAACUGGGACAAAGCAAUCCCUACAGCUUGGCCUGGCAGUCCAAGGUGGGGCCACUGCCCUGGCUGGCGCCGGCUACAGAUGAUGCCAUUAAAGGCUAUGUUAAGCAAGGCUUGAAGAACUUCAUACUGGUGCCCAUUGCAUUUGUAAAUGAGCACAUCGAGACGCUGCAUGAGCUCGACAUAGAGUACUGUGAUGAGCUGGCGAAGGAGGUGGGUGUGGAGGAAAUACGACGUGCUGCUGCACCCAACGAUCAUCCGCUGUUUAUACAGGCGCUGAGCAACAUUGUCGCCGAUCAUUUAAAGUCAGAGCAGAGCGUCAAUCCCAAAUUCUUGAUGCGUUGUCCAAUGUGCACCAAUCCUCGCUGCCGUGAGAGCAAACGCUGGUAUCAGCAAUUAUGUGGAAACUAGACACACACACACACACACCCACAAUAGACUCGUAUUUAUAGUUGAUUUAGCUUAAAGCUGUUCGUAUCAUGCUCAUUGGUUUUAUCAGUCAUAUGUGAAUUAAAAUGCACAGCAUUUGGUUGUGGGUACCCCCUCCCUGCCUUGAUUAAAGCAAUAAAACAAAAGACACUGCACAAACAAGAAUUACAUCGUUGUUAUCUCUCUCAUGCUUUCGUUUAAGCAUGUGCGCCACGAACAGGUUGGAUUAGCUAAGAGACAAAAAACAUAAA
This is a messenger RNA of Drosophila busckii, 1488 nucleotides long. It is a transcript of the gene FeCH, whose product is annotated as ferrochelatase, mitochondrial. The transcript has 5 exons. NCBI's taxonomy places the organism in Eukaryota, Metazoa, Arthropoda, Insecta, Diptera, Drosophilidae. The record is from RefSeq and is a predicted model, not a curated record. Gene Ontology annotation, biological process: heme biosynthetic process. Bases 47 to 1219 code for a protein of 390 amino acids. Gene Ontology annotation, molecular function: protoporphyrin ferrochelatase activity.